GCCCUUGGGGACGUCUCCUCCUCCUCCUCCCCCCCUCCUUCUGCAGCCACCGCCACCACUGCAGCCACCGGUUGUCGCGGUCUGGAAAGUUUGCGCUGAGCGCCAGGGAGUCGGGAGCGAGGAUCCCGAAGCCCGAUCUCGGGGAUUGGUGGCGAGGGGAGCUGCGAUCCGGCCCCAGCCCCAGGACCACGAGGAAGAGGACGAGGAACAGGACCCCCCGGGAGCCGGGAGGCUCACGUUGAGCACCUGCUGGCGGCUUGUAGGGUCCGCGUCUAUACCUCAGUCUCUCUGCACUCUGAAUUCAUCCCGUUCCUCUCUUGAGCCUGCUUCCUCUAGCCCCCAACAAGAGCCUAGAUGCCCUUGGGGAAUUUCAGUGGAUAGUGGCCACAAGACCUCUGACCCCCAUCCAGAUGUGGGGGACAGCUGUCCAGAGGCAUGCCUCUCACCCAUGUCUUGCUGCUACUGCUAUUGGUCUCCUAUCAGCUGCAGACUCCUUCUGCCCAGGUGAUGGAUUUCCUCUUUGAAAAAUGGAAGAGCUACAGCGAUGAGUGUCAUUACAACCUGAGCCUACUUCCCCCUCCUACGGAGCUGGUCUGUAACAGGACCUUUGACAAAUACUCCUGCUGGCCCGACACCCUCCCCAACACCACAGCCAACAUCUCCUGCCCUUGGUACCUGCCUUGGCAUCAUAAAGUGCAGCACCGAUUUGUCUUCAAGAAAUGUGGACCUGAUGGGCAAUGGGUGAAGGGGCCCCAAGGCCAGGCCUGGCGCAAUGCCUCUCAGUGCCAGAUGGACAUCAAUGACAUCUGGUCACAGAACAAGUCUGCUCUGAUGUACAGCAGUUUCCAGGUGAUGUACACUGUGGGUUACUCAAUGUCCCUGGGAGCCCUGCUCCUUGCCCUCCUCAUCUUGCUGGGCUUCAGCAAGCUGCACUGUACCCGUAACUACAUCCACAUGAACCUGUUUGUCUCCUUCAUUCUCAAGGCCAGCUCUGUGCUGGUCAGUGAUGCCCUGCUCAAGACACGCUACAGCCAGAAGAUCGGAGACGACCUCAGUGUGAGCAUCUGGCUCAGUGAUGAGGCGGUGGCGGGGUGCCGAGUGGCCACGGUGGUCAUGCAGUACGGCAUUGUGGCCAAUUACUGUUGGCUGCUGGUGGAAGGAGUCUAUCUGCACAACCUGCUGGUGCUGGCUGUCUUCUCAGAGAAGAGUUACUUCAACCUCUACCUGGGCAUUGGCUGGGGGGCCCCCAUACUAUUUGUCAUCCCCUGGGUCGUGGUGAAAUUUUUCUAUGAGAAUAUCCAGUGUUGGACCAGCAAUGAUAACAUGGGUUUCUGGUGGAUCCUUCGAUUCCCUGUCUUCCUAGCUAUCCUGAUCAACUUCUUCAUCUUCAUCCGUAUUAUCCAGAUCCUCAUCUCCAAACUUCAGGCCCACCAGAUGCGAUACACUGACUACAAGUUUCGACUGGCUAAGUCAACGUUGACUCUGAUCCCUCUUCUGGGCAUCCACGAGGUAGUGUUUGCCUUCGUGACAGAUGAGCAUGCCCAGGGCACCCUACGCUCCGUCAAGCUCUUCUUUGACCUCUUUCUCAGCUCAUUCCAGGGCAUGUUGGUGGCUAUUCUCUAUUGCUUUGUCAACAAGGAGGUUCAGGCAGAGCUGCUGAAAAGCUGGCACCGUUGGCAGCUCGGGAGGGCCCUGGAAGUGGAGCAUCGUCACACAUUCAGCCACAUGAGCACUGGCCGGCCAGGGUCCACCUGCCCUGGUGAAAAGCGUCAGCUGGUAAGCUGUAGCAGCACCAGCAAUGGGGCAGGGGCUGGUCAAGCAAACAUCCUAACCCAAAGCUCUUACCUUGAGAACCCUGGGGCCAGCCCUAGUGACCCAGGCACUGAGGGCAAGGAAACCCACUGCUAUACCUUCCCUGGAGUAGCAGAGAGCAACUUCUGAGCCUUUCUGUGUGAGGGAAAGGCUUCUGGACCCAGAACCUAGAACACAGAGCCUGGAACCCAGAAGCUGGAGUACCAGGUCAGGAGAAAGACAAUACUGGCAUCUGAAACCUAGAAAGCCAAGGUAGCCCAGCCAGAGAAAGGGGACAUUCAUUACUCAAAGGACUUGGAGGCAGCAUGGUGCUGUGGAAAGGCCACUCAGUUCAUAUUCUGGCUCUGUGGCUAACUAGUUGUUUGACCAUAGGCAAAUCUUUUCCCCACUCUGAAUUUUAUUCUCCACAUUUGUAAAUGAAGGAGUUGGAUUAAAUGAUUUUCCGGGUUCCUUUCAGCUCUAACAUACUAUAAAUCUAGAAUCUAGAGUCUAGAAUCUGUAGCCCAGAAGCUGGAGAUCUAAGGCUGAGAGAAAGCCUGGCAGAUGGAGUGAGGUGUGGUGGGAGAAGGGAAGUAGAAGGUGUGCCCUGGUAUCCUCCUGCCUAGGUACCAAGCAGUGCUAUCUGCACUUUCUGUAGCUCUCACUUUCUUCCCUGCAGAAGAGAGCAGACACAUAGAGAAUGUGGACCAGUAUCUCUGCAUGGAGUCGUAUCUGUGUAGCAGUGUUAAAGGGAUGGUGUGGCAUUUAACCACUCCUAUUUCCCCCUCAUCCUACUACUGACUUAUUGUCCAGAUAGGUGUUUCAGUAUAAAUGCUCCUUCUCCAUUCUGGGAAGUAGUAUCAAAAGAUCUGUAAUUCUGUAUCUUUUUGCUAGCUCCAAGUCCCCAACCAAAGACUGUACUUCUGGCAAAACACCUCGGUGUUAUAUUUAUCUCUAUGUCUUUUCUGGGGAUGUUUCCACCUCAGUAGCUUCUUCACAACUAUAUUCUUAAUAAGUACACCUUGACUAACAGGUGAGGUAAUUAAUAUGUGAAGAAAAUAUAUUAACAUAAUUAAGAUAAAAAGACAACGUAUUGUCUUAAUAAAGACAAAAUAAAGGUCUAAAACAGAGAGAGGUAAACAGAUUUUCCUCAAGCCCAGAGGAAAAAUUCUGGGCUCAUGUGAGAGAGCUCAAGGGGGUAUAGGAUUACUGUCUUGGAAUCGGUAAUGGUGAGGGUAGAAGCUUGGGAAAAUUGGAGGGUUCAGCAACACAGCUUCUAUCCUGACAUAUGUUUUGCCCAAGCAGCUUCAUUACCAGAGUUCUAGCCCCUUUCUUCAUGGUGGUUGCCUCCACCCAUACUUUCCCUCUUCCCAGCUCUGCACGGCUUCUUACAGCUUCCCUUUCUCUGGCUUCUUGAGUCUUUUGCUGAUCCCUUCAGAAAAUGGGACUUUCUUCAAGACUCUUUUCUGGACUCAGUGAACUGACUUCGAAAAGUCACGCAGAGUUGUGGCCUAUCAUUCUUCAUACUAUCAUGUUGCUUCCUUUCUGAUUCAUUCAAAGGACCUCAUCGUUUGUACCUCAUAAAGGGAUCGCCCGGCAUGGCACCUGGUUCAAUACCACCAGCCCCUUUUCUGUGAUUGUCUGUGAAAGACCCUCCCCCUUAUCUACAUUCCUUCCUCCCUCCCUGAUACCACAUCAAACUCUGCCCCAGAACCCAGAAAGCAUCCAAUUGAUCUCUGCACACUUGGGCAGAGAAUGUGGAUCAGUCAGCUGGGGUGAAGUAGAUGGCAGACGUCCAAGGAGAAGAAAGCCCUGGAUUCCAAUGGGCAUUUAGGGAUCAGAGGCAGGCCCGUGGUGGAGGGGGGAUGAGGGAGGGGAAGAGUCAAUGUGUUGUGUAUGAUGUAUGUGUGUUUUUAUGCAUGUGCAUUGUCUUCAUGUAUAUGUUCCUGCAUGCAUGUGGGUUUGUGUAUGCUGCAAAAUAAAUAACUCCCACAGUU
This is a messenger RNA of Dromiciops gliroides (monito del monte), 3788 nucleotides long. It is a transcript of the gene GCGR, whose product is annotated as glucagon receptor. NCBI's taxonomy places the organism in Eukaryota, Metazoa, Chordata, Mammalia, Microbiotheria, Microbiotheriidae. Gene Ontology annotation, cellular component: plasma membrane. Gene Ontology annotation, biological process: cell surface receptor signaling pathway; adenylate cyclase-activating G protein-coupled receptor signaling pathway. Gene Ontology annotation, molecular function: glucagon receptor activity; peptide hormone binding. The coding region runs from base 436 to 1941 and encodes 501 amino acids. The record is from RefSeq and is a predicted model, not a curated record. The transcript has 15 exons.